CCAAACCCGUGGGAGGACGAACGCGUGCGCAUGCCGGGGGAAUAGCGGCCGCACGCGCAAUUUAACUUCACCGACCGGAGCCGGAUUGAGUCGAGACGGCGAGGAGGACUGGGUUCACCGGAACGGGGAAAUAAAGGUGUUUAAACCGGGGGAAGCCGCACCGGAGCGGAGCCUGAUCCGGAUCCUGCCGACCCGGUGAGGCGGGUUUGGGCUCAUAUUUCACCGGUGCGUCCGUCCGUCCGUGCGCGGCUUCGUCAGGAGCAGGCGGUCUGAGAUCCAACCGGGUGGACUUUGGACCAGCGCGGAUCUACAUUUACCCGUGUCUUUUUUCAGAGAACAGCUGUGGGGUUUUUUUAUUUUUAAUUUUUAAAUUUUUUUUUUAUCUUUUUUUUUUUUUUUUUUGAAGUUGUUCCUCAAGUCUUCGACCAUGGGGGAGCAGCCGAUCUACACCACCAGGGCCCACGUGUUCCAAAUCGACCCCAACACCAAGAAGAACUGGGUUCCUGCCAGUAAACAGGCCGUCACCGUCUCCUACUUCUAUGACAGCUCCAGGAACAGCUACCGGAUCAUCAGCGUGGACGGAUCCAAGCAGGUCAUCAUCAACAGCACCAUCACACCCAACAUGACCUUCACCAAGACGUCGCAGAAGUUCGGCCAAUGGGCGGACAGCAGAGCCAACACCGUGUUCGGGCUGGGAUUCGCUUCAGAGCAGCAGUUGUCCAAGUUUGCUGAGAAGUUCCAGGAGGUCAAAGAAGCUGCCAAGCUGGCGAGGGACAAAUCACAAGAGACGGUGGAGACCCUGAGUAACCACUCCCAGGAAUCUGGACGGGAGACGCCUUCCACCAACCAGGCGUCCAGUAUUAACGGCACCGACGACGAGAAGAUCUCCAGUGUGGGUCCAGAGGCCGCACUGCUGAAGAGCGAGAACGAACGGCUGAAGAGCGCCAUAGAACUGAGCAACACCAACACCAAGAAGUGGGAAACGGAGCUGCAGACUCUGCGGGAGAAUAACGCCCGUCUGGUGGACGCGCUGCAGGAGUCCUCAGCCAAUGUGGAAACCUGGAAGAAACAGCUGAGCGUUUGCAAAGAGGAGAGCGACACACUCAGGGAAAAGAUCAAAGACCUUGAAGCUCAGUGUAACGAAGCCGACCAGGAGAAGCAGAAGAACCUCCAACUGACGGCGCGAGUUCAAGAGCUGGAGGCGGAGCUUCAGGACAAAGAGCAGGAACUGGAGAACCUGAGGAAACAGGCCGAGAUCAUCCCACAGCUGAUGGCUGAGUGUGAGAGCAUCACCAACAAGCUCCAGGCUGCAGAAACCAAGAACCAGGAGCUGGAGGGGCGGGUGGAGGGUCUGCAGGGGGACAUCGACGACAGCCGACAGAAGCAGGGCAACAUGAAGGUGGAGCUGAAGAAGUUCAUGGAUGUUCUGGACGGGAAGAUCGAUGAGCUGCACGAGUUCAGACAGGGGCUGUCCAAGUUAGGGCUGGACAACUGAGGACUGGCAAAGGUCAAGGGGGGAGGAGUCAGGAAAAACAAACACCUGCUACCUGCCCCCCCCCCCCCCCCCUCCCCCCAACGGUGGAAACUGUAAGAAACACCAUCAUGUAAGACAGAAAAGGUUUUAGAGGGAGAGGCCAGGGGGUUUUGGGGGGGUCAGGGUGAAUGGCUCCUUUUCCUACUGUGAGUGUGAAACCACAUCCACAGUCACUUUGAACUUCCUUUUCCUUAUGGGGGGGUGGGGGGGCUUUAUAAAUCUGGUGGUGGGUGCUUGUGUGUGUUUUUGUGAUGCUGCAGCGUUUGUAUAAUCAGAGGGGGCAGGACGUCAAAGGGCUACAGUCAACCUGACGCUCCGCCCAUCAUGGGUUUAGGUGUGUGUCCCCCCCAGACUCAGAGUCAGUGGGUCCACUUCCUGGGGGGGGGGGGGGGGGGGGGGGGGGUCGGUCUAUCUCAGUGUGUCCAUGUCCUGGGGGAGGUCGGUCUAUCUCAGUGUGUCCGCUUCCUGGGGGGGGGGUCAGUCUGUCUCAGUGUGUCCGCUUCCUGGGCUCGGUCUAUCUCAGUGUGUCCAUUUCCUGGGCUCGGUCUAUCUCAGGUGUUCUGGAGGAUUCUGUCCUGAUUAUAUGCACAUACUAAAGGCCAUGACACAAAGUGCCUCCAGGUGAGAAGAAGUCAACCUGGUGAGGAAACAUGACGGCCAGCACCAUGUCCUCAGUGGGGUGGGGGUGGGACACAUGUCCUCAGUGUGGGGGGGGGGGGGUUCUAUCCAAAUGUGUCCCAUUUAACCCAGAACAUCUGACAGAACAUAGAUUGGACCAGGUUUCCCAGGUUCUGUCUGGUCCACACAUGAACACGUACCUUUACCUGGUUCUUCUUCAGUGUUUUUAAUCUGUAACAGUCGGUAGAACCAUCUGGAUGGAACCCUGCUGCUGAUGAAUGGCCUGUGUGGAUGGAGGGGAACAUCCUGGGUGGUUCUGUUCUCCUUUGGGUUCUACAGCGUUGGGUUAACCCCCCCGCCCUCAGGAGGCUUCUGUCUGAACCUUCAUCCAAACAUCCCAUGGUCUCCUCAAUGUCCUCCUGCCCGUGAUGCACUGGACUCACCGGGUCUGGACUGGACCCAGUGGGUCUGAACCGGACCGGACCAGUGGGUCUGCAUUAGUGCUGGUCCUGCAGCUGGGCUUCCUUCCUCUGGUGGGUCAGUGGUGGUGGGUCUUGUGGGACUGAGGACCUAAAGGUUUAUUUCAUAUGUUUGGACAGAACAGGUCUUUCACCUCCUCCUUAAGGUUCCGGUUUUUGGUUUUUUUCUUCACAUAUUUAUUUUGGUGCCUAACAGCAGCGUUUGUGGACAGUCUGGAGGAAAUCUACUCAACCUGAUUAGAGAAGAAAUACCACUGUCCAAGAAAUACUUCUAGAAUAAAUACCCUUCUAUAAUAAAUCCUAAUAUAGUAAAUCCUUCUCUAAUAAAUACUUCUAUAAUAAAUCCUCUUCUAUAAACUGAACUGUCCUGUUGGAUGAUCAGUCCCAGGUUGGAAUCCCUCUGUGCUCGUCUGUUUGGGGUCAAAGGCAGAUGUUUGUUGGUUUGUUUGUUUGUUUGUUUAUUUCUUUAUUUCCUGGUCAAACUCUCCUAUAAUCAGUCUGUAUUUUCCACCUGUUUGGAUCUGCUCAGUAGACGAUGAUCCUUCAUAUUCAGGACGUUGGUUGGUUUGUUUGUGUUCAGUCCUAAUGUCCAGAACUGACCUGAACCUGGUCACCUGAACCUGGUCACAUGAUCCUUCCUUUUGAACCCAUGCCUCUUGUGCACUUUUGUGACUCUUCAAUAUUGUACCAUAGAACUGAAAUACUUAAAGUCUAGUUUAAGUA
Molecule: messenger RNA, 3354 nt
Organism: Sphaeramia orbicularis (orbiculate cardinalfish)
Lineage: Eukaryota; Metazoa; Chordata; Actinopteri; Kurtiformes; Apogonidae
Gene: homer2
Product: homer scaffold protein 2
Exons: 9
Coding region: 428-1495 (355 amino acids)
Biological process (GO): G protein-coupled glutamate receptor signaling pathway
Molecular function (GO): G protein-coupled glutamate receptor binding
Source: RefSeq, a predicted model, not a curated record